Molecule: messenger RNA, 969 nt
Organism: Carassius carassius (crucian carp)
Lineage: Eukaryota; Metazoa; Chordata; Actinopteri; Cypriniformes; Cyprinidae
Product: histone H1-like
Exons: 1
Coding region: 52-666 (204 amino acids)
Biological process (GO): nucleosome assembly
Cellular component (GO): nucleosome
Molecular function (GO): structural constituent of chromatin; DNA binding
Source: RefSeq, a predicted model, not a curated record
UCUAUCAUUACUGAACAAAGCGUUCGAAAGACUACAGAUCCAUUAAUAGAGAUGGCAGAAACCGCCCCAGCUGCAGCCGCCCCACCGGCCAAAGCGCCCAAGAAGAAGUCCGCCGCUAAAGCCAAGAAAGCAGGUCCAGCUGUCGGUGAUCUGAUCGUUAAAGCCGUGUCCGCAUCCAAGGAGAGGAGCGGCGUGUCUCUCGCUGCUCUAAAGAAAGCUCUCGCUGCCGGUGGUUACGACGUGGAGAAGAAAAACUCCCGCAUCAAGCUCGCCAUCAAGAGCCUGGUGACUAAAGGCGUCCUGCUGCAGGUCAAAGGAACCGGCGCCUCUGGAUCCUUCAAGAUCAGCAAGAAGGAGACCGAGACCAAGAAGAAGCCGGCGAAGAAAGCGGCUCCUAAAGCCAAGAAGCCCGCGGCCAAGAAACCCGCUGCUGCCAAGAAGCCCAAGAGCGCAGCGGCAAAGAAGCCCGCCGCUAAGAAAUCACCCAAGAAGGCCAAGAAACCCGCUGCCGCCGCUAAGAAGGCCACCAAGAGCCCCAAGAAGGCGAAGAAGCCCGCGGCGCCCAAGAAAGCAGCCAAGAGCCCCAAAAAGACCAAGACCGCCAAACCCAAGACAGCGAAGCCUAAAGCUGCCAAGCCUAAAAAGGCAGCUCCCAAGAAGAAGUAAAAACCUGCUGUUUUAUUCCCCAACGGCUCUUUUCAGAGCCACCCACGAACUCGAAAGAAAGAGCAAAACUAUCGAUCUGCGCUUUAUUUGUGGAAGUGAAUUAUUAGAAGUAUAUGUGAGGUUACCUUGACUCACAAAUCUUUACAUCUCGACUGCAUUUAGAAAAGCCACAAAGAUUUGUAUGGUUAUUAUAUUAAAAGCUUUAAUGAAUCAUUGCUCUUAAUCUAGUUAUGUUAAAAAGGCGUUUAUUAAAGCGUUUUGCCUUGAUACUUAUUUUGAAAUACUUUAUAACACACUGACACA